Messenger RNA from Angiostrongylus costaricensis, 903 nucleotides. The record is from the annotation of a GenBank genome assembly. NCBI's taxonomy places the organism in Eukaryota, Metazoa, Nematoda, Chromadorea, Rhabditida, Metastrongylidae.
AUGUUUCCCCUACGAGCCCUUAUCAUUUCAGGUACAGUAUGGCUUAAUUAUCGAGUUCAAGUCUCGGCGCCGUGCAGUUUCGAAUUGUCACGAUUUCCCAUUGACGCACAGGAAUGCACACUGGUGUUCGAGUCGUAUUCCUAUAAUAUAGCAGAGGUGCGGCUGAAUUGGCAAGAAUGGGCUCCUGUAACAAUGCCGGCGCCCAACGAUUUCCGUCUUCCCGAUUUUCAAUUCUAUAAUGUCACGUGGAGAAAGGUUGUCAACGAGUACACGGCUGGGAUGUGGGACCAGCUAAAAGUGACAUUCAGAUUCAAACGUCUCUACGGUUAUUACGUUCUUCAAAUGUACUUGCCGACAUAUUUGUCGGUUUUCAUUUCUUGGAUCGCUUUCUGGAUUGAUACGCGUGCGUUGCCAGCUCGGAUCACUCUUGGAGUGUCCUCCCUAAUGGCUCUCACAUUCCAGUUCGGUAACGUCGUUAAGAACCUGCCUCGUGUUUCUUUCGUCAAGGCUAUCGAUUUGUGGUUCUUCGUAUGCGUGGCCUUUAUCUUUUUCUCCUUAGUAGAGUUAGCUGUGGUAGGAUUCGUUGACAAAAUCUCCGAAAUCAAGAAGCGAUCAAAGAGAUUACGAUGUCGCCACAAGGCCAAAAGCUUUUCGUGGAAACAGAAAUCGCCUCCAGAAACGAUGAGAGGGAUACGAUAUCCGGUUAAUAACAAUGGUGAUGAAGCAUGGUAUCACAUGAAUGAAAAUUCAAAUGGGUAUUCUACCGGUGGCUCAAACUACAACCUUGGCUACCGCAGAACGUAUGCUGACGCCGAUUUGGGUGCCAAAGUGGACGCCAUCGCAGCGAAGGCAUUUCCUGCUGUGUUCGCUGCCUUCAAUGGUAAGCUGGCACCAAUUUUUUAA